AUGGUUACAUCCCUAAACGAGGAUAAUGAAAGUAUUGACUUAGAGAGCAUAUUUUCACUUAACCCAGAUCUUGCACCUGAUGAAGAUAUUGAACCUAGUCAGGAGACACUACCACCACCUGCUUCAACAGCCAAAGUAAACAAAAUUGUGAAGAGUCGACGAAGUGUGUUGCCUGCUAAGAAUGAAAAUCCUACCAGAGAUAAUAGAGUGGUUGGUUCUGCACGCGCGCGACCUACUCAGCUUCCUGAGCAGUCUUCUUCCUCUCAACAGAAUGGUACUGUUUCAGAUAUAUCUCCAGUUCAAGCUGCAAAAAAGGAAUUUGGACCCCCUUCACGUAGAAAAUCUAAUUGUGUAAAAGAGGUUGAAAAAUUGCAAGAGAAGCGUGAAAAAAGAAGGUUACAGCAGCAGGAACUGAGAGAAAAGAGAGCUCAGGAUGUGGAUGCUACAAACCCAAACUAUGAAAUCAUGUGUAUGAUAAGAGAUUUCAGGGGAAGUUUGGAUUAUAGACCACUGACAACUGCUGAUCCUAUUGAUGAGCACAGGAUUUGUGUUUGUGUACGAAAACGACCACUCAAUAAAAAAGAAACUUUAAUGAAAGACCUUGAUGUAAUAACAAUUCCUAGUAAAGAUGUUGUGAUGGUACAUGAGCCAAAACAAAAGGUGGAUUUAACAAGGUACCUAGAAAACCAAACUUUUCGUUUUGAUUAUGCCUUUGAUGACACGGCUCCUAAUGAAAUGGUUUACAGGUUUACCGCUCGACCCUUAGUGGAGACCAUAUUUGAAAGGGGGAUGGCCACUUGUUUUGCAUAUGGGCAAACGGGUAGUGGAAAAACCCAUACUAUGGGUGGCGACUUUUCUGGAAAGAACCAAGACUGUUCUAAAGGCAUAUAUGCACUUGCAGCUCGUGAUGUCUUUCUAAUGCUAAAGAAGCCAAACUAUAAGAAGUUGGAACUUCAAGUAUAUGCAACAUUUUUUGAGAUCUACAGUGGUAAGGUUUUUGACUUGUUGAACAGGAAGACAAAAUUAAGAGUGUUAGAAGAUGGUAAACAGCAAGUCCAGGUGGUGGGAUUGCAGGAACGAGAAGUCAAGUGUGUUGAAGAUGUUCUAAAGCUUAUUGAAGUAGGCAACAGCUGCAGGACAUCUGGCCAAACAUCUGCAAAUGCACAUUCAUCUCGAAGCCAUGCAGUGUUUCAGAUUAUUCUGAGAAGGAAAGGGAAGCUGCAUGGUAAAUUUUCUCUGAUUGAUUUGGCUGGCAAUGAAAGAGGAGCAGAUACUUCCAGUGCAGACAGGCAGACACGACUGGAAGGUGCAGAAAUUAACAAGAGCCUUUUAGCACUCAAGGAGUGCAUUAGAGCCUUAGGCCGAAAUAAACCUCAUACACCCUUCAGAGCAAGUAAACUUACUCAGGUGCUAAGAGAUUCAUUCAUUGGAGAAAACUCCCGUACCUGUAUGAUUGCUACAAUUUCUCCGGGGAUGGCAUCAUGUGAAAACACUCUAAAUACCUUGAGAUACGCAAACAGGGUGAAAGAGCUGACGGUCGAUCCCACUGCUGCGGGAGAUAUCCGUUCCAUCAUACACCAUGCUCCCAAUCAGAUGGAUGACUUGGAGACACAGUGGGGUGUGGGGAGCUCUCCUCAGAGAGAUGAUCUCAAACUGCUCUGUGAACAAAACGAAGAGGAAGUUUCUCCACAGCUGUUUACUUUCCAUGAAGCAGUGUCACAAAUGGUGGAAAUGGAGGAACAAGUAGUAGAAGACCACAGGACUGUCUUCCAGGAAUCUAUUAGAUGGUUGGAAGUUGAAAAGCUCCUUCUUGAGAUGACAGAAGAAGUAGACUAUGAUGUGGAUUCUUACGCUACCCAACUUGAAGCAAUUCUAGAUCAAAAAAUUGAUAUUCUGACUGAACUUAGAGACAAAGUGAAAUCUUUCCGGGCAGCUCUGCAAGAGGAGGAACAGGCCAGUAAACAGAUCAGCCCGAAGAGACCACGUGCCCUUUGAAAAAGGGGCCUUUGCUGCUAAAGGAAUCCACGAACCCGUACUGCUGUAGCACACAUUGGUUACAAAACCCAGUGGCCAGGGGAAUUUAACUACUUGAAAGUAUAAAAACAUUAGAAAUGUCUGUGGAAGUGUCCUGUUUCUUACUCACCUGAAUGACAUUUUCAGUUUUGUGUGAAAUGCUCCUAUAAUGUGUCUACAAAAU
Molecule: messenger RNA, 2197 nt
Organism: Acanthisitta chloris (rifleman)
Lineage: Eukaryota; Metazoa; Chordata; Aves; Passeriformes; Acanthisittidae
Gene: KIF2A
Product: kinesin heavy chain member 2A
Exons: 19
Coding region: 1-1995 (664 amino acids)
Biological process (GO): microtubule-based movement
Molecular function (GO): ATP binding; microtubule motor activity; microtubule binding
Source: RefSeq, a predicted model, not a curated record